ACGAUGUGAUUAAGAUUAACUUUUAUAUAUCAUGUGAUUGCGAUAUGAGUAAAGUACGACAUACUUCGAACUUUCACUUUGAGUUUGCUUAGAGAAGGAGGACAAAUGAGUGGGGAGAAACAAGCAAGGUAAAGGCAAUAAAGUGUGUAAUUACCUCAGGUUAAAAUUGUUACAUAUUAAGUUAAACGAGAGAAGCUCCAACUAAAUAUAAUGGCGAGACAUACGAUGAUGACUAAAAUUAUAUUAUUAAUGAUCGUUACUGUACUUCUCGGACUAAUUGCCGAAAAUAAGGCCACGAUAGCGCAACCAAAGGCACCGAAUUUCCAAUAUUUUGAACGGCCAAAAUAUCGUUAUCCGUAUUAUGAUGAGAACGGAAAAGGUAAACUUUUAUACGGCUAUGGAGGUUCUGAUUUGUAUGAAUAUCGAACGUACACUAUUCUCGAAGGUAUACAUUAAUUCUAACAGAAUAAUUAUUUUUUAACAGUGCUCCAUGUCAAUGCAUAUAAUGUGUAUAAGUUAAAGUUCUAUAUUUGCGUUAUACUGUUUCUUUCUCAGAAAUUCUUUUCUAAUUAAAGCAUUAUCAUUAAGCAUAUAAUAACAACAAUGAAUAUUUAUACGAAUUGAUUGACUAUCAUGUAAAUAGAGGUAUAUUUGUACACGAUUAAGCUUGCAACAAUGAGAAAGAAUUUUUUUAUUUUUUUCUAUUUAUUUCUGUAAUCUUUAUUGCUUAGCAUCAAAGAAAACAACGUCUAAAUAGAUCGAAUAUUUUUCAUUUUUGAUUAAUCUAUUGUAAUACGAUAAAAACUUUUUCCCGUUGUUGCAAGAAUGCUGCAUUGUUCACUAUGGAAUCAAGGAACAUUACCAGAUCAUUUAUUUUCCACCUAUAAUUAUCUAUAUUCUUAAAUAUAAUAAUAAAUGUAUAAAUUUGUAAAUGUG
Molecule: messenger RNA, 936 nt
Organism: Vespa velutina
Lineage: Eukaryota; Metazoa; Arthropoda; Insecta; Hymenoptera; Vespidae
Exons: 4
Coding region: 211-456 (81 amino acids)
Source: RefSeq, a predicted model, not a curated record